Vitis riparia (riverbank grape) is the source of this 1076-nucleotide messenger RNA. RefSeq lists its product as uncharacterized. The transcript has 5 exons. NCBI's taxonomy places the organism in Eukaryota, Viridiplantae, Streptophyta, Magnoliopsida, Vitales, Vitaceae. The record is from RefSeq and is a predicted model, not a curated record. The coding region runs from base 85 to 867 and encodes 260 amino acids.
ACUUGAAAAUUUUGAAGGCCUCAAAUCACCGACGGGCCAACCCUAUCAGAUGGUAUUUUCGGGGACAAGCAAAAUUCAGAGAUAAUGCUUCUGGUGAGCCAAGCAGCAAGCGGGGGUCUAUCAGGGAGGGCGUGUUGUUCGUUUUCCCCCCCUCCCAAAUUCUCAAAGCCAAAACCAACCCUCUUCUCUAACCGCAAGAGCUCUAGAAGAACCCUUCAUAUCACACUGGCAAAGGCAGAUGGCGGCCUCGAUUCCACUCCUGCAGCCAAACAGAUUCCUUCCGAUUCUAACCCUUCACUUCCCCUCAAUAAUGACCCAACUGUUUUCGUGGGUCAGGAAAGCCUUCCUCUGGAAGGCGUCAUUCAAUUCGAGAAACCCAAUGCUACUGCGUCGCGUCUGGAGAAGUGGGGUCGAGUGGCCCUGCUAGCCGGCGGGGAUGUGUUGGCGUUAAUUUUGUUCUCUGCAAUUGGAAGAUUCAGCCAUGGGUUCUCUGUCAUUGACUUCGAAACUCUGCGUACAGCUGACCCUUUUAUUGCAGGAUGGACUCUGAGUGCUUACUUUCUCGGAGGUUAUGGCGAUGAUGGUCGUGGCAUGAAUGGUCUGUCUAAGGCUGUACUUGCUGCUGCCAAAUCAUGGGCUUUGGGCAUUCCUUUAGGAUUAAUUAUAAGGGCAGCAACAUCAGGCCAUAUUCCUUCAUCUAAUUUUAUCUUAGUGACCAUGGGAAGCACUGGUUUCUUACUUAUUGGAUGGAGAGCACUAUUGUUCAGCAUUUUCCCUAAUGAUAAGAGCAAGAAAAAUGAUGAAUAUCGGCGUGGCAGCCCAUUUGAGCUUUUUGAGUUGCUCACAUCAUUAGUACGGAGAUGGUGAAGAUGAUAAUCAUUUCCUGCGUGCUUGUACCUUUAUGUCAAUUCUUUAUCCAGCCAUCAAUGUUCCAAGUUUUUAUAUUUGGUUACUCCUUGUAUGUAUCAGCUAUUAGCCUGUUAUCAUAACUGUUGAGUGAAAUCUUGGUAAUUUUUUUUCACAUAUUAAUUUUGAUCUCUUGAAUCUCAAUACAGAGUACUGGCUUUGAACUCUUA